Hemiscyllium ocellatum (epaulette shark) is the source of this 4040-nucleotide messenger RNA. RefSeq names its product SUMO interacting motifs containing 1 (gene simc1). The record is from RefSeq and is a predicted model, not a curated record. The transcript has 11 exons. Lineage: Eukaryota; Metazoa; Chordata; Chondrichthyes; Orectolobiformes; Hemiscylliidae. The coding region runs from base 150 to 2576 and encodes 808 amino acids.
GCCCGUGUGAAAGAUGGCGGCCGGUCUCUGGGUGGUCGGCGAUCGCGCUACCGAUUUCCUUCCCUUCGGACCGUAUCGGAUGAACGGGACAACCGGAGCCCUAACCGAGCCCCGCCAGCGACCCCUCUAAACGUCGGGGAAGCGGAACCAUGGCUGACGUGAUUGAGAUCACCUCGGAAGAUGAGUCAGACUCGGACAUUGAGAUUAUCGGAGAGACGGCAGCGCCGCUGGGCACCCGCUGUCAGAACUCCUACUCGGCCUGGGCUCGCUAUCAGCGGAUCAAACGGAUCCUGUUCUCUCACCGGGACAAUAUUGAUUUGACAAAUGACGACAAUGAAAUGCACAAUCAAGUGAAUACUGCUGGAGAAGGCACAGGAAGUAUGCAGGUCUGUCUAACUGACUGUUACCAGACAAAAACAAGCCCAUCUUCUCAUGUUUCCAACAACCUGAGUCAUGACGAACUUGAUUCAGAUGAAGAUCUGCCCAAGUUUAAUGGGGGAUGCCGGUUUCCUGGUUGGACAGCUAGCAAAGAUGAACCUGACCUUGAAGCUCCACCUGUUUUGACAGUUGAAGUCUCAACUGAGGCCGGUUCGCUUGUAAAUGUUUCCACCAAAUGUAUCAAUGAAGACCCAUUGCCUGAACUGGACUUCAUCGGUUUUGAUGAAAGUCAAGAUUCUCCUGUCACGGCAGAAAAAGUGGACUUGCUCAGUACAUCAAGUCAAAAAGCUCACGAUUCUGUCAGCAAUGGAGAGUCUUCUAGUAACACCAGUAUAAAUAGUGACUUGGAAUCUCUGGAAACAUUUUCACCAGAAGCACUCAUUCCAUUUUCCUCACCAGAUAGUGUUGUGGAUCCUUUGGGAGAUCAUCAUCAAAGCACCUUUGAGGAAACAAUUAAUGAUAUAAUUAAACCUGAUUUAAGUCCAGAUAUUGAAGAUAUACCAUCAUUGAUACCUCAGAAGACUAAGGAACUGGAACAUGGUUGUGAUCAAUCUCCCCCCAGCAUAAACACGCCAUUGCUAGAUCCUUGGGGGCAGCUGCAGAGUCACAAUAAAAGAGGUGAAAGUGAAUUAAAUUGUUCUCCAAUUAAAAACAAUGUGCAGAAUCCUAAACCAGCGUUAGAUCAAUCUGAAGUUCAGGAUCUGCCUUUAGAGGAAACUGAGGACCAUGUGUUUAUAUCAAAUAAAGCAAAGGAAGAAAGUUGUAAUUGUUCAGUGGAUAAAGAGACAUUAAAAAGUUUUCAAUGCCUCAUUGGAGCACCAGUUCAACAUCUGUUUGUUAAACAACCUAGAAAUGAAAAAUUGCACAAGCAGGUGAACCAAAACUCUCAUUCAUCAACAACGCACCAAAACAAGUCCAAGGAACCAGAGCUGAUCUCCCAAAGACAGUGCAGUAUGAUAAACAGUACCAUUGAUGAAAACUUUCCCCAAGGGACUCUUCAGUUUCUGAUGGAUUUUGUAUCUCCUCAACACUACCCACCUCAUAAAAUUGUGGAGUAUAUAAUCAAGAAGAUACUGUUGGGCAAUGAGUCCUCCAGCACCAUUAUGUCUGCUUACAUGACCCUGAUGAAGAUCCAACAGCUGCAUCCUGCAAAUGUUUCCACCGUGCAGUGGGACUGGAACCUCUUAGCUUAUCAUGUGGAGGACAAGGAUCCUCACAGGAAGCAUUCUGUGACCAAGAACGAUCGACUGUUGUUCCUGCAAUAUGUUGUUCAAACACUUGAAGAUGACUUUCAGUUGAAACGUGAUAUGCCACAUAAAACCAUAGCCAAAGCAUUUCUAUCUUGUGACGACAAGUUUUCCAAUGUAAGAAGUGUCAUCAAAUGGCUUAUUGACAUCAUCUCCAAGGAAUCUGAAGACGUACAGCAGAAAAAUGGGCCCACAUCAUCAUUUGAUAAUCCUCAGGUAGUGGACUCUAGGAUUUCAAGAGUUAUUUGUCUCCUUCAGAAGAUGCUGACCUUGGCUGUAGAAGUGGACCGGUCCCCAGUGUGCAGUUCAAAUAAAAUUGCAGAAGCAAUGUUUCAACACUUUCUAUAUAUUUCAAAAAGAUCACAGAGAUUAAAAGUAUUAAGAAGUAUGGAGAGUCAACUCCUGCGCUGCAAGUUACUCGAAUUUUUCUUCCACCAUUGCACUGAGAAACAAAACACAAUGCCCAUGUCAUUGGGAAAAGUGCUACAUUUCCUUAAACAUGCUAAAUUUCCUGUAGAUAAUUAUGAGCGUAGUUCAAGCAAAUGGCAAUAUUGGGAGGAACUUGUCAAACUUCUCUGUUUACUGCUUCUGAGCUACCAAGAGGUGACUAAAUACUCUCGUUUCAGGUAUAACCACAUCUAUUUCAGUAUUAUUGGUUUCCUACAUGGUUACUUGAGGUUCUCAAUCACAGACCGGCUAAAAUAUGUUCUAGCUGACACUCCCCCUGUGCUCACCACUCACGAUGAGAUCACUGUUGAAGAAGUUCAGUCGGAUGUGGAGACAUUCUACAAUCGAGCACUCAAUGAUUUGGGAACACCACUGAAUCCACAACUAGAAGAGCAGAUCAAUUUACUGAAAGCUCUGCUCCUUUGUGCAGCAACCAGAACAUAGCUGUUUUAAUUUAUUGUAAAUAGAUUAUUUUAUAUAUAAUGACUUCAGACGUACAUCCAAUGAAGACCUUUGUACAAAGCACAUGAUCUGAAACUUGAAGAGCAUUUCAAGCACUGUUCUCUGACGAAUGUGCAAAGUGUGGCAUUAGGAUUUCUGCCAUUAUUAGACAGCCAUGCAAAUCUAAUGGUAUGCAGCAAAAACCUUUACUGUGACUUUAUUAUUUGAUAUUGAAUUAUAUUUCUCACCCAAUACAGAAGAGCAUUUUCAGUGAAUGUAUUUUGUUUAGCUUUGGUGCUUUUCUGCUGAAUACAGAAAUUAAGACUUCAAAUGAAUUGUCAGCCAUCUUUGGGCUUCAGCAAAGUAUUUGAAAUAAGACUCUGGCCCUAUGGGUUGGGAGCCCAGCCGUUAUGGGCUAAAGUUUUAAUCCUUGGAAUAGAAUUUGGAUGGUGCCUUGUCUUCACAUGGUCUAUUCAGUCGGUGCACAUAAAUUAAGUUUAUCUAAGUUCCAAAGAGUGGCAGUCCACACCACCGGCACCUUCUGUCGCUUUGGAAUCUAGGGUUUCUGACUGUAAUAUUAAUCACUUUCUGUAUAUUGGGGCUGUUUAUAAGUAUUUUAUUUAAAAUUUGAUGUAACCAAAUCUCUCAAUAAUGGGAGUGAUUGACCCAGAUUUUUAUGCUUUCAGAAUGUUCCUUCUAUCUUAUGAAUUUAAAGAUGAUUUUAUUGGUUUUUUUUUGAAAUGAUACUUUAUGAAAUUGACUUUCAUGAUGUAUCAGCUGUACACGUUUACUGCAUUCACAUGUACAAUAGUGGAACUUUCUAUGCCACUUAUUAUCCAAUGGCAUUUUCUGUAGACAAGACGUUGAAUGGAAUAUCAUCUCACUGUAUCUCCUAUUUUGCUGUUUCAUCUUUUCAUACUGAAUGAAGCUUCAUGGUGUUGCUUCUAAUAUUUGUAUUAGGAUACUGCAAUAAGCCUGCAGUAUAGGGAUGGCUAAUUGGCUCCAACCUUCCAUUGUCCAACAAGCAGAAGGUGACAAACAAUGAUGGUUCUCCUGCAAGAUAAAAAUGCACUGUUAAUUUUUCAAAUUAAGUGAAUCUUGAAUAAUAUAUUUUUCAUACUUGUUUGUGUAAUUUCAUGCUGAUAUUUCCUAAUGCAUGUAUCAGUUAGGCUAUAUAUUUUCAUUAACAUGCAGUAAUGUUGGACACUUUCACAAGAUAUUGACAUUUUGGUGUUCAUAAUCCAUUGAUUUGAUACAAAAUAAGCCUGACACCAUAGUAACUCAUAUAAUGGAAUGUCUGCAUGGCAGUUGUACGAAGUAAAUUACAUAGCUGGAUGGUAUUGGAGGAGGAGGAUGGAGAGUGCACUUAUAUGCAAAUUUGGCCACAUCUGUUGCGUGGGUAUUUGCUGCUCAUUUCUGCCUACUGAUGCUUACCCUAGGUUUAAUAAAGCACAAAAAUUAAAUACA